CGGAGCACAGGGACAAGCAGAAGGGGGCAGCUCACAGAAUGUCGAUGAAAACCAUAUCAGUGUCUGUGAUGCUGUUCGUACUCCUGUGCCUGGAUGAGAGACCGCGCACAGAUGCCGCUCCGAUCUGUGCCCAGGGCGAGGCCGGGUGUCAGCUCCUGUCCCUGGCAGACCUCUUCGACAGGGUGAUCCAGCACUCCGCCCGGGUGCACGGGCUCUCCAACGACCUGCACUCCGAGUUUGAGCAGUACUUCCUCCCCAGCAGAAACCAAAUCGGAAGGGUCAACCGGAAAUGCCACACUUCCACCAUACUCACGCCCAACGGCAAGGAGAACGCCCAGCGAUUAGCGAGGGAGGAGCUCACCGUGGUGAUCCUGAACCUCCUGGCGGCGUGGAGAGACCCCCUGUCCCAGUUCCACCAGAGCAUGUCGCACCACGAGGACUUCAACAGCUUCAGCGGCAACAAGGCGCUGGAGAUGAGCGACAUGGCGCACAGGCUGAGGAGCGGCGUGGAGAAGGUGGCCGAGAAGAUGCAGCUCCUGGGCAUGCUCAGUAACGCCCUGAGCGGCGUCUCCUCGGCCGAGGCCCUGGAGCCCCGCCCCCCCGGCGGGGAGAGCCGCUCCAUGAGCGACUACCAGCUCCUGCACUGCUUCCGCAGGGACUCCGACAAGGUGCAGAACUACCUGAGGAUCCUCAAGUGCAGCAUCGUCCCCGAGCACGGCUGCUAG
Molecule: messenger RNA, 725 nt
Organism: Anguilla anguilla (European eel)
Lineage: Eukaryota; Metazoa; Chordata; Actinopteri; Anguilliformes; Anguillidae
Gene: prl2
Product: prolactin 2
Exons: 5
Coding region: 39-725 (228 amino acids)
Biological process (GO): positive regulation of receptor signaling pathway via JAK-STAT; response to nutrient levels
Cellular component (GO): extracellular region
Molecular function (GO): hormone activity
Source: RefSeq, a predicted model, not a curated record